Messenger RNA from Tachysurus vachellii, 2318 nucleotides. Its product is annotated as CDP-diacylglycerol--glycerol-3-phosphate 3-phosphatidyltransferase, mitochondrial. The coding region runs from base 30 to 1634 and encodes 534 amino acids. The transcript is spliced from 11 exons. Gene Ontology annotation, biological process: cardiolipin biosynthetic process. The record is from RefSeq and is a predicted model, not a curated record. Gene Ontology annotation, cellular component: mitochondrion. Lineage: Eukaryota; Metazoa; Chordata; Actinopteri; Siluriformes; Bagridae. Gene Ontology annotation, molecular function: CDP-diacylglycerol-glycerol-3-phosphate 3-phosphatidyltransferase activity.
GUUUUGACUUUUCAAACAGCUUUGGAAAAAUGGCGGCCCCCAUGACAUGGAGGAGACUUGUGUACUCGCUUUACACUCCGGCUGUCUCUGGAAUUUUAUCUAAAAUUUCGGACAAGUUCUGUAGGACACGUGAUAGAAGAAGAGGGUCCUCACUGCUGCUCCUGGCACCUCUCUUGGCAGAUACAGACUCUAUGGUGUCCAGACUGCCAGGCUCCACUGAGGGUCUCCACACACGCUUCCACUGGAUUGCUGACCAUGUGCCAGCAUUCAGAGUUCCAGGGGGCCACAUACACAUCCUUCACUCCCCCAAUGAGUUCUAUCAGGUUAUGAAGGAACGAAUCAAGACAGCCAGAAGUCGAGUAGUGAUUGCGUCCUUGUAUCUUGGCACAGGACCACUAGAACAGGAUCUUGUUGAGUGUAUGGAGCAGGCACUCAAACGUUCUCAGGAAGAAGCUUCUCCUGAUUUAAAAGUGUCUGUGCUACUUGACUACACAAGGGGAUCAAGAGGAAAGAAUAACUCUCGAACAAUGCUGUUGCCGUUGCUGCAGCGCUUUCCAGAGCAGAUGAGAGUGUCUUUGUAUCACACUCCAGACCUGCGUGGGCUGCUACGCCUCCUGGUGCCUGAACGCUUCAACGAGACUAUUGGUGUACAGCAUAUCAAAGUUUACCUGUUUGACAACAGUCUCAUCAUCAGUGGAGCUAAUCUGAGUGAUUCGUACUUCACUAAUCGUCAGGAUCGUUACGUGCUGUUAGAGGACUGCAAAGAGGUGGCUGAUUUCUUUUCGGAGUUAGUGGGAGCAGUGAGUGACAUAUCACUUCAGCUUGCACCUGAUGACAGCGUUCACAUGUUGGAGGGAAUGGUGCACCCUUACAAAGGUAAUCGGGUAGAUUUCUCAGCUUUAGCACAGCAGCAUAUUAUGGGAGUAAUGAAUUCAGCCAAGACACGACAGCACAUGCUGGAGAUGGAUUCCUGCUCAGAAGUGGAAUGUCGAGAAGAGCAUAGUGACACCUGGGUCUUCCCACUUGUGCAAAUGAAACCUUUGGGUAUCCAGUUGGAUGAGGAGGUAACGCAGAGACUGCUGACGGAGGCAGAUGGGGACUCCACAAUAUAUCUAACAUCGGGCUACUUUAACCUGACAAAAACCUACAUGAGACUAGUACUGGGAGCUGCUGCAGAUUAUCGCAUCCUCAUGGCCUCACCAGAGGUCAAUGGUUUUUUUGGGGCCAAAGGUGUGGCAGGUGCCAUUCCCGAAGCUUACAUUCACCUUGCCAAUCAGUUCUAUAGCAAGGUGUGUGAGCUGGGUCAACAGGAUAGAGUCCACCUGCAUGAGUAUCAUCGGCCUGACUGGACUUUCCAUGCCAAGGGAUUGUGGUACUACCUGGAAGGAAAUCCCCAUCCCUGUCUGACUCUUAUAGGCUCACCCAAUUUUGGUUAUCGCUCUGUGCACAGAGACCUAGAGGCUCAGAUAGCCAUAGUAACAGAAAAUGAUGAACUCCAGACUCAACUGCAACAGGAGCGAGACCUGUUGUAUCGGAAAUCCACAGAGGUGUCCGGCACCACCUUUAAACAACCCAAUCGUUAUGUGAAGUUAUGGGUGAAGUUGGUCACUCCUCUAAUUAAGAACUUCUUCUGAGAUACUGCAAGCCAGAGUGAUUUAGACCUCUUACAGUCCAUACCAGCGUUCUAUAUUUGAUGUUCUGAAUGACAUUCCUGAUUGAGAGUCUUAUGCCAGUUGGUCUGUAAACAGCCUUGAAGGUCAGUUCUUUAUUUAUUCUCUCUGCCAACCAUUCUAAUAUGUAUUAUUAUUAUUAGUGUUUUUGGUUCUAUAAAUAGUAUUUUUAAAAUAAAGGCUUGGAUGUGAUGUGUGUUUAAUCCAGUAUUGAGGUCCUAAAACAUAUAAUUUCAAAUAAUCUUACCUUCCACGAAAAGGCCAUAGAUAAAAGCACCAUCUCUGGGUGCACUGGUCAUGUCCUCCCUAUUCUUUUUAGUCACCUCCUAUAGCCAAACGCAUCUAGUCCAAAGGCCAUUCAUGUUUCCUGGCUGUGGACUGCACGAUGGCAGUGAGGAAAGACUGGGGUUUGAAAAAGCCAGGAAGCCAAGCUGCAGCAGGCAUGGAAAAGUCAGAUGUCCAUGUCUCCAGUUCCUAUAGAUACAGCAUUUUAUUGAGAUGUCGUUUCUUGAUACAAUUUAAUUUCAUUUUUUGAUAAAAGCUUUCUUUUUAUAAAAACAAAAAUAAACCAUGGCUCAGUAAACCUCUGGUCUAGGCUACAGAACACAUCAAUGUCACAUCAAACCUAAUUAUUAUUUAACUGAUUCA